This is a messenger RNA of Gastrolobium bilobum, 1595 nucleotides long. RefSeq lists its product as uncharacterized. The record is from RefSeq and is a predicted model, not a curated record. The transcript is spliced from 9 exons. Bases 1 to 1296 code for a protein of 431 amino acids. Lineage: Eukaryota; Viridiplantae; Streptophyta; Magnoliopsida; Fabales; Fabaceae.
AUGGGUGACCCGAGGGGAAAGGGAGUAGUGAUUGUUCUCUCCUCCUCUGAAGAAGAUGAGGAUGAUGACCGCGAAGAAGAAGAUGAAUGUAGCGAUAGCGAUGAAGCGUCCGAAUCCGAAUCAGAUGCCAAUGACAGUGAUAUUGAUGAUUCCUCCCUCUCCGACAAAGUUGUCGCCCUCCUUCAAGAAGGAAAUGAUAUAGAAUCCUUGAAAUUAAACGAAUGCAAAGCGUAUCUACGGAAACAUGGCCUGAGGCUAGCGGGAAAUAGAGCAGUUUGUGUUGCGAGGAUAAGGGAGCAUUGGAGGUUAAAACAUGGAAGUGGGUACACACUGUACCCGAGAUCGUCCUUUGCCAUUAAUUGUACUGGUGAUGUCUGCAAGGGAGAUGUUGUUCUGUUCAGACAGAAGGUCUAUGAAAAGUUUGACAAAGUGACUCGGCAUGGAAGACGUAUGGGAAACAGAACUGUUGCAGGGAGGGUUGUGAAGGAAAGUUACGGUGCAGCUAAACAACAACAUACGUUCACUGUUGAGGUGAUGUGGAGUAGCGGAGUUAGGAGAUUGCCUCCACUUUUUCCUUUGCUUGUAAAGGGCCGCAAUCUCUAUAAACAGAAAACUUACAGACAGAGAUGGGAAAAUGAAGCUGAUAGAGUUAAAGUGCUUUCUGAGAAGCACAGACGAGGUGCAGCAGCGAGGUUUGUGAGAGCAGUGAAACAAAAAAAUAAAGGCUCUUAUGCAAGUGGAUCUAAGGGUUCCAAACGGCAGCAUGAAAUCCAGAAUACAAAACGAUCCCAAAAAGGAAGAUCGUGUGAACUAGGUAAGGUUAGGAACGUUGAUGGCUGCAGAAGAGCAAAUGACUUUCAAUCUCAAGAGGCUACCUCAUCAGCACAAGCAACAUGGAAGAAGAAUGCAUCUUCAAGAGCCGUCAUAUCUACAAGGGGAGGGCAUAAGCCUGCUGAAUAUGACCAGUAUAAAGUUCCAAUUUAUCCAUCAUAUGCUAGUCAUAGACAAAGUUCAUACCAGUCUCAAGUAAAUUCUCGAAGCAGGAAUGAACCAAGCCAAUUCUCUUAUUCCCAGAGAGGCCUAGACCUAAUUCCAAAUAUGACAGGGUACCCACCUUUCAGGCCUCAGGUCGGUGAAUUCAAAUCUAAAUCACAACAUCUGGUGUCCAGCGAUAGCCAUCAUGCCCACAUAAACCCAUACAAUUUUGAAAUGAAGAAUUUGAAUGCAGAAUAUGUUGACAGGCCAUUACCAUUGUCUUCACGAGCCAAGUAUGGAUGGAGAAAGCACCGUAUAUGAUAUGAAUACUCAGACAAAAAACAGUUUAAUUUCACCUUUUAACGGUGGCAUCCCUUCUUACUUGUGCUUUCCAGUUUGGGCUAGUGUACAUCAUAUGUAGGGAUAAAUAAUAGGGGAUGUAUAUGGAGCCUUUUUCAAAUGUAGUCUUAGUUAGGAUUCACAGAUACUUCAAAAUGCUUUCAAAGGUAGUCUAGGUUGCUGCACAAUUCUCUUGUAAUUUUUAGAAUUUUUUGUAUUCAGAUAUUGGUAUCAUGUGAUUUUUCCUGUAUCUUUGUCUCUACUUACUAGGAUUUUAGAAU